Molecule: messenger RNA, 1839 nt
Organism: Letharia columbiana
Lineage: Eukaryota; Fungi; Ascomycota; Lecanoromycetes; Lecanorales; Parmeliaceae
Exons: 2
Coding region: 1-1839 (612 amino acids)
Source: RefSeq, a predicted model, not a curated record
AUGUCUGGAGUCGAGACUGUAGCGGGCUUGGCGCUCGGGGUUCUUCCGCUCCUGACAUCUGCUGCUGAACACUACGACGACUGCUUGCGCCCCUUCAUACGCUAUAAAAACUUUGCGAAAGAAGCAGACCGAUUCCGCAAUUUGCUGGGUAUCCAGAAGACCAUCUUCAGGAACCAAUGCCGUAUCCUGCUUGAAGAGAUUGUUGAGCAUGAUGUCGCGUCCAGCAUGCUCAAUGGCCCCUCAGGCGCAAACCACCCUUCAUGGUCAGAGGUUGAGUUGGAGAAGCAGCUUUCUCACCUGCUUGGUAACUCCAGAGAUGCGUGCAUUACGACAGUUGAGAUGAUUGAGGAGCGACUUCGAGACAUUGAGGGCGAGAGUCAAGACCUCGAGACUACCAUUGAUCAGGAUUCUAGGGAUACAGCAGACAUCGUCGGAAGCAAACCCUGGAGGCGGCGUAUAGCUAAGAAGCUCCGCUUCAGCUUUUCAAAGCCGCGACUAGACCAAACCCUUUGUGAUCUUCGUUCAUUGAACGAUGACUUCCGAACUCUAUCGACACAGACAUUGAAAUCAACCUCUCUGCAGUCACAAAGACAAGCAGCCCCUCCUGUAAAGCCAUGCCAAGAGGUGGAAAGAUAUCAGAUUAUAGGGCAAGCUUCUCGCCAGGUCUACGAAGCUCUCGGCCGAGCCUGUACGAAACAUACAGAGCAUCAGGCUCAUUUCUGUGUCGAAGUCGAGCAAGCAAACAUCACAGGAGAUCAUAGUGCCCAAGUAAAGUUCAGAAUGGCAUACACACAUUUGACCCUGGCCGGCUCGGCUGACCAAAGCGAUCUGAUAUGGUUCGUUGUGGACUCGACAAGCGGUGACGCUAUGGAGCUUAGUAGUUCUCAUACUACCAGUAUUUACCACGAUGGCCUCAGUCAGUCCCUAAAACGACAGAUUGAACCUGCAUCAGGCGCUACACAGAAAAAGGCCAAGAAGAGCGUGAGAUUCCAGCCAGCGGCAUUAGCGCCAGCAUGUAUGCCACCAACCUUGUCCACUGCUGCAAUAGCCAACGCCAUUCUAUCCGGUGAUAGUAUGCGCAAAGACUUUUGCGAUUUCAUUCGCAGGCGUCUUCGAGAACCACUUCAUGCGAGCGAGUGUGUAGGUGUGCUAGACGAUACAGACAAGUGCAGAAAUUCCGUCUACCCAUCGUCAAACAAACGUUGCCGUCAGACGCGGCAGGCUGUUUCACUUGGACAGAUCAUAUUGAAUGUGUCAAAGCGAAAGAAUGUUGGUGGAAUUUCCCUUUACGAGCGCCUACACCUCGCCAAAACCCUGGCCAUUGCAGUCCUUCAGUACCAUUCAACACCCUGGCUUAGGAUGUCGUGGCGGAGCGAGGAUGUGUACUUCUUCGGCAAUGAGUUGGCUUCGGUACAGGACAUGCCAAGUCUUACAUCGCCUCAUCUGAACGUUAAAGUCAAAGGACCCUGUGGACAGCUUUCCCGUGCUUCAAUGCUUCAACCCCAUAAUCUGGCUCGCAAUCCACUGCUCUUCAGCCUUGGCGUUGUACUUCUUGAGAUCGCCUACACUUCCACACUGGAAAGCCUGCAAAGCCUCGCGGACCUCGACAACGGCCGAGAGAACCAGUAUACCGAAUUUUUUGCAGCCAGAAGGCUGGCGAAGUCUGCGAAAACUGAUAUGGGCAGUAGUUUUCACAAGAUUGUCGAAAGAUUGGUGGAAUGUGAUUUUGGAUGCGGAACGGACCUGAAGAACCCUGAGUUGCAAGCUGCGUUCCAUCGCGAUGUGAUUUGUCCCCUGGAGAGACUUGAGCAAAAGUUAUAUGAAUUUCACUUCGAUUGA